Molecule: messenger RNA, 921 nt
Organism: Rhagoletis pomonella (apple maggot)
Lineage: Eukaryota; Metazoa; Arthropoda; Insecta; Diptera; Tephritidae
Product: mitochondrial glutamate carrier 1-like
Exons: 1
Coding region: 1-921 (306 amino acids)
Biological process (GO): aspartate transmembrane transport; L-glutamate transmembrane transport; malate-aspartate shuttle
Molecular function (GO): L-aspartate transmembrane transporter activity; L-glutamate transmembrane transporter activity
Source: RefSeq, a predicted model, not a curated record
AUGUCACAAGACUUUCAAUUGCUGCCGAAAAUCAUCAACGGCGGCGUGGGUUCCAUGGUUGGCGUUCUGUGCGUCUUCCCAUUGGACUUUGUGAAGACACGCCUGCAAAACCAGCAAAUCGGGCCGAAUGGUGAAAAACAAUAUAGCAGCAUAGCAGAUUGCUUCCGCAAAUCCAUACGCAACGAAGGCAUAUUGGGCAUGUAUCGAGGCAUAACCGUCAUUUUACUGCUUAGCACACCGGAGAAGGCCAUCAAAUUGGCGGCCAAUGACUACUUUCGCUUCUAUCUAACGAAAACCGAUGGCACGCUGCCAAUACCCCGACAAAUGCUAGCUGGCGCAGGCGCCGGUUGCUUUCAAGUACUUGUUUCCACUCCAAUGGAAUUUAUUAAAAUCCAAUUGCAGGAUGCAGGACGUGUAGCAAAGGAAGGUCGCGUAACGGAACGCAUUACAGCUACGAGUAUUUUCCUCAAAAUGUAUCGAGAACGUGGAAUAUUCGGUUUGUAUCGCGGCAUUGGGCCAACUGCUUUUCGUGAUAUACUUUUUUGCUUCGUCUACUUUCCGCUGUUCGCUGGCCUCAAUGCUAUGGGACCACGAAAGCCAAAUUCCGAGGAAGCUGCACCGUGGGUCUCUUUUAUGGGUGGUCUCCUCUCGGGUUGUGCUUCAGCGUUUGUGGUAACGCCAUUUGAUGUGGUGAAAACACGCCUGCAAGCACUCCAGAAGCGCGCGGGUGAACAAGAAUUCAAUGGCAUUUUCGAUUGCUUCGUAAAAACGAUGCGCAGAGAGGGUGUUACGGCGCUCUUUAAGGGUGGACUUUGCCGAGUGAUGGUCAUAUCGCCAUUGUAUGGCAUUGUACAGGUCAUUUACUUUUUGGGUAUCGGUGAGGCUGUGUGUAAUACUACAUUGUUUGGCCGAGGAGCUUGA